AUGACGGUCGGGCACCUCAUCCGCGACACGGCAUUUGGCCAGAUCCUGCGGCUCAUCACUAAGAACCGUGUACUGCAGUAUCCGGAAGAACAGGACCCAGAGCACUGGAAGCAGUACUUGAAUCAGGAGAAGUCUGCCUAUCUCGCGCAUCACGGCACAACUGAGCCGCCAGAAGACGACAAGGCACGGCAUGAGUUGCAGAACGCUAGAGGUGUCCGCAUAAGAGAUGCUGAGGGUGACAGCCCGGCAGACUCGCGUGCCUCGAUGGCAACUAGCACAACUAUGAACGAAGCCAGUGGGGUCAUGGUCGAUCAAGAGAAGGGAAAAGAUAAGAAUCUGGUUGAUUGGUAUGGGCCAAACGACCCUGAACAUCCCAGGAACUGGUCGAAACCCAAGAAGUUUUUUGUAACAGGAGAGAUCGUUCUAUUGACGUUCAGUAUCUACAUCGGCUCUGCAAUCUAUACUCCCGGCCUCAUGGGUGUCAUGGCGGAGUUCGGUGUGAGCCAGGUCGCUGCUACACUUGGUCUCACUUUGUUCGUUGCCGGGUAUGGUCUCGGUCCGCUUAUUUGGUCUCCUCUAAGUGAGAUUCCGCAAUUCGGACGCAAUCCGAUCUACAUAGCGACACUCCUGGUGUUCGUGCUUUUCCAGAUUCCCACUGCACUCGCCUCAAACUUCGGCAUGCUGCUUGCCUUCCGAUUUCUCACGGGAUUCUUCGGUUCUCCUGCACUUGCCACAGGUGGUGCCACAAUCGCUGAUAUGUACCGCCCCUCGAAGCAGGCCUACGGUCUUAGCAUCUGGGGUAUCGGCGCCGUCUGCGGGCCUUGCUUGGGACCUCUCGUUGGAGGCUUUGCCGUUCAAGCCGAAGGCUGGACAUGGCCCAUCUGGGAACUGAUGUGGCUGUCCGGCUUCUGCUGGGUCUUUUUGUUUUUCCUGCUCCCCGAGACAAGUUCCCAGAAUAUUCUCUAUCGCCGCACGAGCAGACUCCGGAAGCUCACAGGCAAUGACAAGUUCAUCUGCGAGCCCGAACUCGUCGCCGAACAAAUGACCGGCAAAGAUAUUUUUCAAAUGACAAUCAUCCGUCCCAUCAGCCUCACACUCACCGAGCCGAUGGUUUUCCUCCUGAACCUGUAUAUCGCCCUGAUCUACGGCCUACUCUACAUUUGGUUCGAGUCCUUCCCCAUCGUCUUUGUCGAGAUCUACGGCUUCAACCUCGGCCAAGAAGGCCUCGCUUUCCUCGGCAUCCUCGUCGGUUCCCUUGUCGCCAUGGUCUGCCUAUUCUUCUACCUCUACUUCUACCAGGAAAAACAGUUCAACGAAAACGGCGAGAUCAAGCCCGAGAUUCGUCUACAGCCCGCUAUGCUUGGCGGCUUCUUUGUGCCCAUUUGUCUGUUCUGGUUCGGCUGGACUAGUCGCGAGUCGAUACAUUGGAUGGUGCCUAUCGUCGGGUCCAGUAUGUUCGGUGUUGCGGCAUUCUUGCUGUUUCAAUCGGUGCUGCCGUAUUUGUCGGAUGCGUAUCCGGCAUAUACGGCGAGUGUCUUUGCGGGUAAUGAUCUCUUCCGCAGCGCAUUUGGCGCCGGUUUCCCUCUCUUCGCGAGUGCAAUGUAUAGGAAAUUGGGUGUGAACUGGGCGAGUAGUCUGCUUGCUUUCUUGGGCAUAGCGUUCAUACCGAUUCCGUUUGUCUUGUACAUUUUCGGAGAGAGGCUAAGGAAGAGGAGCAAGCACGCAAAGAAAGACUUUUAGAUGCAUAGAGGGAUUGACCGUUUUCAACAUUAUGUUAUUCAGCGCGCGGCAGCGUUUGGCGCAUAGCAUUCGGCGAGACCAUUGUAAGAUGGCGUGUACCUGAUCCAGUCCCAGCAUUAGAUUUAAUCCCCAUG
Paraphaeosphaeria sporulosa is the source of this 1874-nucleotide messenger RNA. Its product is annotated as multidrug resistance protein-like protein. Gene Ontology annotation, cellular component: membrane. The coding region runs from base 1 to 1740 and encodes 579 amino acids. The record is from RefSeq and is a predicted model, not a curated record. NCBI's taxonomy places the organism in Eukaryota, Fungi, Ascomycota, Dothideomycetes, Pleosporales, Didymosphaeriaceae. Gene Ontology annotation, molecular function: xenobiotic transmembrane transporter activity; fluconazole transmembrane transporter activity. The transcript has 6 exons. Gene Ontology annotation, biological process: xenobiotic detoxification by transmembrane export across the plasma membrane.